AUGUCUGGUCGUGGCAAGCAAGGAGGCAAGGCCCGCGCCAAGGCCAAGUCGCGCUCGUCCCGCGCUGGCCUCCAGUUCCCGGUAGGGCGAGUGCACCGCUUGCUGCGCAAAGGCAACUACGCGGAGCGAGUGGGGGCCGGCGCACCCGUCUACAUGGCGGCGGUCCUCGAGUACCUGACCGCCGAGAUCCUUGAGCUGGCGGGUAACGCGGCUCGGGACAACAAGAAGACGCGCAUCAUCCCUCGUCACCUCCAGCUGGCCAUUCGCAACGACGAGGAACUGAACAAGCUGCUGGGCAAAGUCACCAUCGCCCAGGGCGGCGUCUUGCCUAACAUCCAGGCCGUGCUGCUUCCUAAGAAGACGGAGAGUCACCACAAGGCAAAGGGCAAGUGAGGCUGACGUCCGGCCCAAGUGGGCCCAGCCCAGCCCGGCCCGCGUCUCGAAGGGGCACCUGUAAACUCAAAAGGCUCUUUUCAGAGCCACCCACGUUUUCAAAUAAAAGAGUUGUUAAUGCCGGCUACUCUGUCCAGCGUUCCUCAGUAGUGAAUAGCGAACCUGGAGCUGACGGGACGGGGCAGGUGUGUGUGUGUGUUCGUGCGUGCCGUCUUGCAUUUGGAGCACGUAACUGCCUUGGCUCUUCGAUGAGUGGGUCCCCAGUCCUAGAAC
Messenger RNA from Symphalangus syndactylus (siamang), 666 nucleotides. Its product is annotated as histone H2A type 2-A. Gene Ontology annotation, cellular component: nucleosome. NCBI's taxonomy places the organism in Eukaryota, Metazoa, Chordata, Mammalia, Primates, Hylobatidae. Gene Ontology annotation, molecular function: DNA binding; protein heterodimerization activity; structural constituent of chromatin. The record is from RefSeq and is a predicted model, not a curated record.